Solanum verrucosum is the source of this 700-nucleotide messenger RNA. RefSeq names its product ethylene-responsive transcription factor 13-like. Bases 7 to 549 code for a protein of 180 amino acids. Gene Ontology annotation, biological process: regulation of DNA-templated transcription; ethylene-activated signaling pathway. Lineage: Eukaryota; Viridiplantae; Streptophyta; Magnoliopsida; Solanales; Solanaceae. The transcript has a single exon. Gene Ontology annotation, molecular function: DNA binding; DNA-binding transcription factor activity. The record is from RefSeq and is a predicted model, not a curated record.
AAUAAAAUGAAUCCCUCUGAUUUUUCUCUUCUUCAAUCUAUACAACAUCAUCUCCUUAAUGAUUCUGAUAUUCCACAUAUAUUUUCAGCUAUUGAUUCCAAUAAUACCCCUACUAAUUUUACACAAAAUAAUUUCGAUUAUGGGGAAUUAACACCAUUAAUAAACCCUAGUACUACAUUACAAGCCAAUGAAAAAUCCGAGGUUGAAGAGUCCAAGGCCGUGGUGGCGAGUGUGACACACGCGCCACAAGAUUGGAAGCGGUACCGAGGAGUAAGAAGGAGGCCGUGGGGUAAAUUCGCGGCGGAGAUAAGGGAUCCGGAUAAGAAAAAUGCGAGAUUAUGGUUAGGGACUUAUGAGACACCGGAGGAUGCAGCAUUGGCUUAUGACCAAGCCGCUUUCAAGAUUCGUGGCUCGAAAGCUCGGCUCAAUUUUCCUCAUUUAAUCGGUUCGGGUAUGCCCGAGCCGGCUAGGGUGAACCCUAGGCGUCGAUCGCAUUCGCCGGAAUCGUCAUGUGAAAAUGGAACACCAAGAAAACUAUAUAUUAUUUAAUUUCGUGUUUAAUUACGUUUUAUGUUGUGAUUAAGCGUAAAUUUUCAAUUUUGUAAUACUGGGAAGCAAAUAAAAUAGAUUUUGCUAGGACUGUGAAAUGAUCCCUUUUGUAUUUGAUGACAUACUAAUGUAUCCAAGAUACAAUUUAGUG